AUGGGACCUGUCAGGGAGCUGUGUAGUGCGGACACCAUGCACAUGCUGGAGAAGUGCAAGCAGCAGGCGAGCGACACCAUAGAGCAGGAGUCCGAGCAUCUGUACGGACUGAGCCAGGACAUAUGGAGGGAGCCCGAGCUGGCCUAUAAGGAGCACAGCGCUCACCGGCUCCUCACCCGCUUCUUCUCCAGCAGAGCAUGGCAGGUGCAGGAACAUUACCAGCUGGACACGGCCUUCCGGGCACACUGGAGCUCCGCGCCUUCUGCCUGCCUGCAUGUGGCAUUCCUGUGUGAGUAUGACGCCCUGCCCGAGCUGGGCCAUGCCUGUGGGCACAAUCUCAUCGCUGAAGUCGGGGCAGCUGCUGCGCUGGGGCUCAGGGCUGCUGUGGAGAGUGUGGCACCCACGGUCCAGGUCAAGAUUACAGUAUUGGGAACUCCAGCGGAGGAAGAAGGUGGAGGUAAAAUUGACCUUAUAAAGGCUGGUGCCUUUUGAAGAUAUAGAUAUAGUGUUCAUGGCACACCCUGCCCAGGAUGAUGCAGCCUAUCUGCCUGAUGUUGCCGUACAUGAUGUGACUGUGAAAUAUUAUGGAAAAGCUUCUCAUGCUGCUGCAUACCCAUGGGAAGGAAUUAAUGCUUUAGAUGCUGCUAUUCUUGCAUACAACAAUCUGUCUGUCUUAAGACAGCAAAUGAAACCAACCUGGAGAGUUCACGGAAUAAUAAAACAUGGUGGUGUGAAACCAAACAUCAUUCCAUCAUACACUGAGCUAGAAUUUUAUUUGCGUGCCCCAUCACGCAAAGACCUUGCUGAUUUAGAAGAGAAGGCCAACGCUUGUUUUAAAGCUGCAGCUGCUUCAACUGGAUGUACGGUGGAGCUAUGCCCAUAUGGUAAUGAUUAUUACAACGUGCUUCCAAAUAAGACUCUGGCAAAAGCUUAUAUGGAGAAUGGCAAAAAAUUGGGAAUGCAAUUUACAACAGAUGA
Messenger RNA from Staurois parvus, 978 nucleotides. NCBI's taxonomy places the organism in Eukaryota, Metazoa, Chordata, Amphibia, Anura, Ranidae. The record is from the annotation of a GenBank genome assembly.